Nematolebias whitei (Rio pearlfish) is the source of this 4619-nucleotide messenger RNA. Its product is annotated as rho GTPase-activating protein 23. Gene Ontology annotation, molecular function: protein binding. The transcript is spliced from 23 exons. Gene Ontology annotation, biological process: signal transduction. The coding region runs from base 280 to 4533 and encodes 1417 amino acids. Lineage: Eukaryota; Metazoa; Chordata; Actinopteri; Cyprinodontiformes; Rivulidae. The record is from RefSeq and is a predicted model, not a curated record.
GGAGCAGGAGCAGGAGGAAAAAGAAGCAGAGAGCUGUGUGAGCCCAGAUUACAACCACAGCACGAGCGCUCAGGAAUAACAGAAACAGUUCCAUCUUUUCUCUUCGUGUGAGCUGGGAGGACGGAGAGAACUUCAUCCAAGCUGGACCUGCGGUCACACAGGAGGUUAUGUGCUCGGGCAGCACUGAGGUGUGUGCAGCGAAGAGCUGGAGGAAGCUGACCUACUGAGAGCUGAUCGCAGGGGUUUACGAGCCAUGCUGAGGACCAUUCUCUGCUGAACAUGAACACCAUGACCCAGGCUAAAGGCCAGAGAGAUGACAUGGUGCUGUCCAGCAGAACCCGACGCCGGCCACUGUCAUCGGGGGAGAUAGAAGGUGUGUUGUGGCAGGGCCCACGGACUAUUUUUCUUCAAAAGAAUUUACAAGGAUUUGGCUUCACUUUGCGCCACUUCAUCGUCUACCCACCAGAGUCGUCUCGCCACAGCCUAAAGGAUGAAGAGAAUGGUAAUUUGUCUGGAAAAGGUUGUCAACGAUCUCACUUAGAACCAAUGGACACCAUUUUUGUGAAGAGUGUGAAAGAAAACGGCCCUGCUCACCAAGCUGGACUGUGCACAGGAGACAGACUGGUGAAGGUGAAUGGUGAGAGCGUUCUGGGGAAAACCUACUCUCAGGUCAUUGCGCUCAUCCAGAACAGUGAAAACAUUUUGGAGCUCUGCAUUAUGCCAAAAGAUGAAGACGUGUUGCAGUUGGUAAGUGCGUACUCUCAGGAUGCCUACUUGAAAGGCAAUGAGCCAUACACAGGUGAGGCACAGAACCUGCCAGAGCCCCCACCUCUCUGUUACACCACCACCAAGCCUGGCUCCAGCCCCCACAGUCUCCUGGACAACUGCAGAACCAGCGUCACCUCACCACUGGACAAUCGCCCCCUUGCUGCCUCCACGCCCUUGUCUGGCCCAUCCAGAGCUUCUGAGGAGUCUAGCAGUCAUCGGAGCUCAUCCAAGCAGCACCGAGGCCGGUCCUCAUCAACCAUCAGUGCGCUUGAGUUUCAUUUUGCAAACCACAAUGCUGCCAUUGCUUCUGCAACUCUGCCUCUACCUCGGAAGAGCAGCUUGCCAACUUCUGCACGCACCCACACUGACGUCCUCUGCCACCAGGCUCUCUCACACUGGUACUACAACCAAGCAGAGGCCACAGAACGCAUGUCCCCCCACCAUUACAGUACAUCUCAGGAACACUUAGCUGAGCUGGGCCUGGGGUUGACAUUUAGUCCCAGACACACAGCUACUUCUAUAAUCUCCACAAAGCAACACCAAAAAGAAAACCUCCAGCAGCACCACCAGGCUGCAGCUGUAUCCCAUGAUCCCUAUUGGCUGGGGGAUUGGGGGCAUGGAUCAGGCCCCGGGAACAGGUUGUUCUCACAGAGCCUGCUGGCUGCUUAUUCUGAAUAUGAGCACAAUUAUGGGAGGUCUGUGAAAACACUGGCAGAAGCUUCUGCUAUGGUUUCACAACACUAUGAUCGCACUCCGCAAAGUUCCCAAAUGACCAAAUUCAGCGAGCAGAAAGUCCCAGAAGAACAUCAACACCAAGCUGUAGGGACAGCUUUGUGCUCAACACCACCCAGUGGAAGGCAGUCUGGUCAGCAGGUGGCUGAACCCCAAACAAGGAGACUAAAAGAUGAGGAGCUGGUGGGCUAUAAAAGCUACAGCCCCUCUUUCUCCCGCAAAGCAGGGCACCUCCUCCAGCUGACUCAGUCCUUCAGAGAACCCAGUUACACUGGGCCUCACCUUAACUGGCAUCCUGGCACUAGAACAGACAGUGAUGGAGAGAUAACAUCCAUUCUCCACUCCCCCCCAGCCCAACCUGAUUCAGAGGAGGAGAAGGUUCAGCUCAGUGAGGACAGAAUUGUGGUCUCUCCCAUCUCCUUAACUCAAAAAGUGGUCCUCAGGCAAAAGCUGCCUGCUGACAGACGGAAACUGGUUCAGACAAUGCAACAUCCAAACUACGCCAUAUCUGCCAAUUCACCAGAGCUGCCCGAUUGGAGCCCUUCAUCUGGAACAGACUCACCUCUUCCUGUAGUGACGGAUCCAAGCCGUAGGGCCAAUGGUGGCCUGGCACAGCAUGCGUUGGACUCCCUGUCAUCAAUUCCUUUUAUAGGCAGUAUUAAAAGUCGCCGCUCUUCUUAUCUGCUUGCCAUCACCACUGAGAGGUCCAUGUCCUGCGACGAAGGCCUCAACACUUUCAGGGAGGAAGGCCGAGUAUUCUCUAAACUACCAAAAAGGGUCAAGAGUUUUUUCACUGACAGGUCUUUAGAAAACCUGCGGGAUCAGGAGGAAGCUCGCUCCAAGCGGCACUCCACCUCCGAGCUGGGAACCAUCACAGUCAGUGAUGUUCGCAAGGAAGGCUGGCUGCACUACAAACAGAUCCUUACAGAGAAGGGAAAGAAACUUGGUGGCAGCAUGCGGCUAUGGAAACGUGUCUUCAGCGUGCUCCGUCACCACUCGCUCUUCCUUUACAAAGACAAGCGGGAGGCCGUGCUUCACGGUGCAGGGGCCGGACCCUGCCAGGAUGAACAUUCACCAAUUAGUAUCUUGGGCUGCCUGAUUGACAUCGCCUACAGUGAGACAAAGAGAAAGCACACACUGAGGCUGACCACGCAGGACUUCUGCGAAUACCUGCUGCAGGCUGAGGACAGAGACGAUAUGCUGGCCUGGAUCAGGGUCAUCAGGGAAGGCAGCAAAAGUGAUAACGAGGAGAUUGGAUUCUCCAGACAUGCGCUUAUCAAUAAGAAGCUAAAGGACUACAGGAAGCACAGCCUGACAGGUAACAAGCUGGAUUCGUCUCCUCGAGCCCAUCGCAUGAUCCAGCCCUUCUUUCUGGUUAAAACCGACAACACAUUGGUGAACAGAGCUAUGAGAUCUGAAGACAACAAGGCUUUAUGGGGCAUCAACAUCAUGAAGAAAAACAAGAAAGCAGACACUCCUAAAGCUUUUGGGGUCAGACUGGAGGACUGUCAGCCAGCUGUUCACCAUAAAUUUGUCCCUCUGAUUGUGGAAAUGUGCUGUGGUGUUGUCGAAGCAAUUGGUCUGGAGUACACCGGUAUUUACCGUGUACCAGGGAACAACGCUAUGGUGACCAACCUGCAAGAGCACCUGAACAAGGGCCUCGACAUCAGCACUGCUGAGGAGAGGUGCCAGGAUCUCAACGUGAUCAGCAGCUUGCUGAAAUCAUUCUUUCGAAAACUGCCUGAGCCUCUUUUUACUGAUGACAAGUACAUUGAAUUCAUUGAUGCCAACAGAAUAGAAGAUGCAGAGGAAAGACUGAAGACUAUGAAGAAAUUGAUCCACGACCUCCCAGAUCACUAUUAUCACACCCUGAGAUUCUUAGUGGGCCACUUAAAGAGGGUGGCUGAUCACUCUGAAAAGAACAAGAUGGAGCCAAGGAAUCUAGCUUUGGUGUUCGGUCCCACGUUGGUGAGGACAUCAGAGGACAACAUGACCGACAUGGUCACGCACAUGCCCGACCGUUACAAAAUAGUGGAGACACUUAUCACUCAUUAUGACUGGUUCUUCAGCGACGGAGAGCUUCGGAGGGAGGGAAUGGUAUCUGAGAAGAAGCAGGACCAGCCCAGGCUCAAUAUUGACCAUCUGUUGACUAACAUUGGCAGGCCAGGCAUGCCUGGGGAGACAUCAGAUUCCACCACCAGCGGUUCAAUUAAGUUAAGGAAGUCGAUCAUCUCUGCUGUGACCCGCAAACGUAAAAAAUGUCUCAGCACCCAUUUGGCAGGCAGCAGCGAUGACGAAGACUCCGAGCAUGAACCCAUCAAGACUACAAACUAUGAUGGGGAGGAAAAGGGAAGGGAGGAAGUUGGAGAAAGGGGGAAGAAAGAGCCAGACAAGGGGGUCAGCACCUGUUCUAAAAAAGACAAAAGGCAGGAAACUGUGGUCAUGGCUGCAGACACUGGGGAGGAAAAUGGAGCAGACAGCUGUGCCAAACACCAUCCAGUUAGUUGUCUCUGCUCACAUGACCAGACCAGUGUCACAUACUCAAGACCUCCACCUGCCACUAACAACCCUCCCUAUCUAAGGAGUCACAGUACGGCCGGUGGACACCCCAUCUUUCCCUUAUGGAUCUUCCCCAGCAGGCCUCCCGACCUGCACCGGGCCUCAGGCUCUCACAGCUCCCAGCAGCCAUACUGGAGCCAAGCUGCUUCGGUUAACCACAGGAAGACCAGAGCAGGAGGAAUAAGAGCCACUUCCAUGAAUCUAGACCUGGAUUUGGGUCUAAACAAGGACAGGGACAGAAGUUGGUGGUCUGACAGGAUGGAGGUAAUCAGAGUCAGUGGAAGCAUGCCUCCUCAGCGUGGAUUCGUUGUAGGUUCUAGUUCAGCUCAGCAAACAGACCCCUCCCUUCUUUCCUCGUCUUCAGGAUGGAUAGAUUCAGGCUCCCAAGAGUUCUCCUCUGUGGUGAUGAGGAGAUCUGCACAUGACCUGCGGGACAAGGCCAGAGUAUGGCGCCGUCACACGGUAGUCGUUUAACCAAAGCAGUUGUUUCCUCAUUCACGACAUUACAACGUCUAAUGCCAAUCUCUGUUCUGUUAGCUGAGAGUAAGUUCCAGGACUCC